This is a messenger RNA of Seminavis robusta, 1212 nucleotides long. Lineage: Eukaryota; Bacillariophyta; Bacillariophyceae; Naviculales; Naviculaceae. The record is from the annotation of a GenBank genome assembly.
AUGAGUAAAAUCAAGCCCUGCAUCGUCUAUGCCGAAGAGUUCGAUCCGUCCAACUGUGUCCAGUACAAGUUGGAGAAUGCGGCUGGAGAUCGGAGUAAGAAGGUGCCCAUCUUUACGGCAUCGUACGGAGUUGAAGGUCUGUUUCACGUGGUGGAUCGAUUCAACAAAGCUGCGGAACGGAUGAAUUUCGCGAUUGGAGACAAGUGGUCCACAUUUGAAGACGUUCUGGACUCGGUUGCGCAACGCAAGUGGAACAACCUCGUCCAGAACAUUGCGGCUGGAGCAAGGACAAAUGCUCGUUUCGACCAGGAGAUCGCCAACUUCGUGCAUCAGUAUGCAGGACACGACCACCCUCGUGAUGUUCUGAUCAAGUACAUCAAGAGCGACGACUGUCUCAAACCACGAAAGGUGGACGUCAGCGUUCACGCUUCAAGGAUUGAGACGCUAUGCAGGUAUGCUAACCGUCUUCGUGGACAAGACACUGCAUUGACUGAGGAUCAAAUUAAGGUCCGUGUUUUCGAAGCGUUCCCACACAUUUGGCAGAACCAUUACCGACGUAGUCGUUGUGAACUUGCCGAGGAUUCGAUCACGCAGAUCGUCCAGUACAUGAACCUGUGCAAGGGUAUUGCAGAUGAAGAGGAGACGACUCGUGGUAAGAAAAGGAAAGCUAGCGACACGGAACGUGUUCGCGGUGGUGGAAGCAACAACAAGACCGACACGAAGAAGAAGAAGACAGCGGACGCGAAUGACACUUGUCCAGUUCACGGAGAACACAAGUGGGGCGACUGUUCAUUGAAUCCGAAGAGCCGCAACUACGGUAUGUACCAGCGAAACAACUACAAUCACGGAGGACGUGGUGGUGGUCGUUUCGGAGGUCGUGGAGGCAGUGGCUAUGGUGGACGCGGCUUUGGUAGAAGUGACAAUAUGGGACGCGGUUCUUAUGGCGGUCGUGGUUUCAAUGGACGUGGCGGAGGCUACAACAAUUCUGGAAGAGGUGGCUACAACGACAGUGGACGUGGCGGUGGCUACGAGUCCCGAUACUACCAACCAUCAUCUAUGCAUUAUGAACAACGAGACGGACAACCUGGGUCUCGUUCUGGCUGGACGCAGCCUGAGUCUCAUCGUUUCGACGUACCAUCCGAUAGGAAUGGAGGUUGGCAAUCCGGAAGCGGUUCAUGGAAUGGACCUUCGUCUCGCAACAACCACUGGUGA